Molecule: messenger RNA, 2130 nt
Organism: Oncorhynchus gorbuscha (pink salmon)
Lineage: Eukaryota; Metazoa; Chordata; Actinopteri; Salmoniformes; Salmonidae
Product: hairy/enhancer-of-split related with YRPW motif protein 2-like
Exons: 5
Coding region: 126-1127 (333 amino acids)
Biological process (GO): regulation of neurogenesis; Notch signaling pathway; circulatory system development
Cellular component (GO): nucleus
Molecular function (GO): DNA-binding transcription factor activity, RNA polymerase II-specific; protein dimerization activity; RNA polymerase II cis-regulatory region sequence-specific DNA binding
Source: RefSeq, a predicted model, not a curated record
GAAUGAGGCUCCAACGGUUCGUGGGAAAGCUGUACAGAGGGAAUUGUAUAGGCACCAGUCAUCAGUCUACCUGGCCGCGCACCGAUCCACUGAGACAUUAGUGAAGACAUACUCUCGCCAUCACCAUGAAAAGGCCUUGUGAUGAUAGUACUUCUGACAGCGACAUGGAUGAAACUAUUGAUGUCGGCAGUGAGAAUAAUUAUUCUGGGCACAGCAAUGGAUCGUUUAUUAGAUGUGGCUCCCCAACAACAACAACUCAAGUUAUGGCAAGAAAAAAACGAAGAGGGAUCAUCGAGAAGAGACGGAGGGAUCGAAUCAAUAAUAGUUUAUCAGAGUUACGUCGACUUGUUCCAACUGCAUUUGAAAAACAAGGUUCUGCCAAAUUAGAGAAAGCCGAAAUAUUGCAGAUGACAGUGGAUCACCUAAAGAUGCUGCAGACCACUGGCGGUAAAGGGUAUUUUGAUGCCCAUUCCCUGGCUAUGGACUUCAUGAGCGUGGGCUUCAGGGAGUGUCUGACGGAGGUAGCCAGGUACCUGAGCUCUGUGGAGGGAUUAGACAGCAUUGACCCACUGCGCGUGCGCCUGGUCUCCCACCUCAGCACCUGCGCGUCUCAGAGAGAGGCAGCUGCCAUGACUUCAUCCAUGGCACACCACCAGCAGGUGCUCCCCCCUCACCACUGGACCGCAGCCUUCCACCCGCUCCCCGCCGCCUUCCUCCAACAGAGUGGACUGCCCUCCUCAGACAGCGCCACCAGCAGACUGUCUGUGGAGGUGCCCCAGCGCGGCUCGGCCCUACUAACAGCCACCUUCGCCCACACUGACUCUUCUCAAAGGGCGCCCUCUAAUGGCAGCGUGGCACCCUGCGUCCCCCCACUCUCCACCUCCCUCCUGUCGCUCUCGGCAACCGUUCACGCGGCGGCCGCUGCUGCCGCGGCCCAGACUUUCCCCCUGUCCUUUCCCGGAGGAUUCCCCAUCUUCACACCUCACAGUGUGAGCAGCACAGCGUCUAUGGUAGCUUCAGCUGUGUGCCCCUCCAUUUCCACCACAUCCACUUCACAGCAGAGCAGAGACCGAGAGGGCAGCAGCAAACCAUACAGACCUUGGGGAACAGAAGUGGGAGCCUUUUAAAGUGUUCGACUUUUACAAGGUCUCAGUGUGGCUGGAGGCCAUCCACACCAUACAGAUAAAGGAACAAUAUUGUUUUAUUAACUAUGGCUUUUUUGUGUCCAUGGACUUUUAUUCCACCAGCUUAUUUCAUUUCUGGCUGUGUGCAAAUUCAGAGCACAUGCAUGCAAGCUCUCUCAUGGGAGAGAGAGAGAGAGAGAGAGAGAGAGAGAGAGAGAGAGAGAGAGAGAGAGAGAGAGAGAGAGAGAGAGAGAGAGAGAGAGAGAGAGAGAGGGAGAGAGAGAGAGGAUAAUUAGAUCCACUUAAAAUAUACUAAUGUUUUAUUUUUAUUAAAGAACAGCACUCAAAUUAGACAUCUCUAGACUCCAUUUCCCCCCUCUUCAGUGUCAGUUUGUUUUCAUAAUUGUCUUCACUGUCACUAUUGCUUUAGAGCACGUGUUUCCCCAACAUUGGCUUUUUAAUUCACAUUGUUAAUGAGCAAUAUUUUCAGAAUUUGAGAAAUGGAAACGAAAUCCAGCAGAAGUUUUGUUUUGCUUCGAUCUCAACUCUUGGUGGAAAAUAGUGUGAUUAACAAUCACAAAGCAGUGUCUUUAGUUUGGAGUUGCUCCAAUCAAUCAGAUGAAGGACAUUGGAGGAAGAACCAUUAUUAUUAUUAUUAUUAUUAGAACCACACAGGUUUUGGAUAUAAUAAGUAAACACAUGAAUCAAUGUAGUGUGUAUCUGCUCAAAUCCAUGAACUAACACGUUUGUAAAUAUGUAUGAAUAUUAGAUGAACUGGAAGCUAUAUUGAAGAUGGAGGAGGACAUAUUUGGUAUGAGCACUUCAAUUUGCUGCUGGAAACAUGACAGGAGCUUUUUUUCUUUAGACUGUACAAAAACAACACAUCACAUCCCAGUUCCAACUGGAGUUGAAUGAUACUAGUAUAACUUGUAUUUUUAUAUAACCGUUUCUUUGCAAACAGCCCUCUAUGGAUGUCACUGAUUAAACUUUUCUUUUUGAAUAUUUG